Messenger RNA from Penicillium brevicompactum, 672 nucleotides. Its product is annotated as DUF1014 domain protein. Gene Ontology annotation, biological process: transcription by RNA polymerase II. Gene Ontology annotation, molecular function: transcription coactivator activity. NCBI's taxonomy places the organism in Eukaryota, Fungi, Ascomycota, Eurotiomycetes, Eurotiales, Aspergillaceae. The transcript is spliced from 3 exons. The record is from RefSeq and is a predicted model, not a curated record. Gene Ontology annotation, cellular component: nucleus. The coding region runs from base 1 to 672 and encodes 223 amino acids.
AUGGGUGGCAAGAAAGCAGCAGGUGAAAACUCUAAGAAGGCCGCCGGCAACGCUCGUAAAGCCGAUGCCGCGGCCUCUAAGAAGGCAGUUGAGGACCAAAAGAAGUCCGCGGAAGAGGACAAGCAGUGGUCUAAGGGAUCCAAGAGCAACGCUAAGAAGGAGGAUGCCGAAUCCAAGAAGGCUGAUGCAGCUCGCAAGAAGGCCGAGCGUGAUGCUUUACUAGCCGAGGAGGAAGCUUCACAGCCAUCCAAGGCCAAGGGCGCCAAUGCGAAGACCGCACAAAAGAAGACCCGCGGUCUCGAUCUCUCACAACUGGAUGAGGACACUCCCUCCAGCAAGAAGGGCUCAUCUCUCAGCGCUACCGGUAUCGACAACGCGCUGGACGCCCUGUCUCUGGCCUCGAAAGACACCUCAAAGAUCGACCGUCACCCCGAGCGACGUUUCAAGGCUGCGUACGCCGCAUUCGAAGAACGACGCUUGCCAGAGAUCGAAGAGGAGAACCCCGGCCUCCGUCGCAACCAGCGUAUGGAUCUCUGCAGAAAGGAGUUCGAGAAGAGCGAGGAGAAUCCGUUCAACCAGGUGCACGCCGCUGUCAAUGCCUCCAAGGAAGAAGUUGCUCAGCUGCGCGACAACGAGCGCAAGAAGCUCGAGGGCCGUCUCGGCAGCAAAUAA